This is a messenger RNA of Rhinolophus ferrumequinum (greater horseshoe bat), 768 nucleotides long. RefSeq names its product olfactory receptor 13G1. Gene Ontology annotation, molecular function: G protein-coupled receptor activity; olfactory receptor activity. NCBI's taxonomy places the organism in Eukaryota, Metazoa, Chordata, Mammalia, Chiroptera, Rhinolophidae. Gene Ontology annotation, cellular component: membrane. The record is from RefSeq and is a predicted model, not a curated record. The coding region runs from base 1 to 768 and encodes 255 amino acids. Gene Ontology annotation, biological process: G protein-coupled receptor signaling pathway. The transcript has a single exon.
AUGCUCAUUGUCAUUGCCAUAACCUAUAACACCACCUUGCAUACCUCCAUGCAUGUCCUUCUUCUGGUCCUAGCUGUCGUGGACAUCAUCUGCACAACAAGCAUAAUCCCACAGAUGAUGGGGGCCAUGCUAACCUCAGGAAAGACCAUUUCAUAUGGAGGCUGCAUGUCCCAGCUCUUCUUCUUCACGUGGUCCCUGGGGGCAGAGAUGGUUCUCUUCACCACCAUGGCCUAUGACAACUAUGUGGCCAUCUGUUUCCCUUUUCGCUACAGUGCUAUUGUGAACCACUGUACAUGUGUGGCCUUGCUCAACAUCGUCAUGGAUAUUGCAGUGACCAAUUCCUGGGUACACACAGGUCUCAUCUUGAGGAUGACCUUCUGUGGUCCAAACACCAUUGACCACCUUUUCUGUGAGAUACCCCCACUGCUGGCUUUGUCCUGCAGCCCCAUAAGUAUCAAAGAGGUGAUGAUGUAUGUUGCUGAUAUCACCUUGUCAGUAGGUGACUUCACGCUUACCUGCAUCUCCUAUGGUUUCAUCAUUGCUGCAAUUCUCUGCAUCCGUGCAGCAGAGGGCAAGAGGAAAGCUUUCUUCACGUGCUCAUCCCACCUCAUGGUGGUAUCCCUGUACUAUUUUCCUGUAAUCUACACCUAUAUCCGCCCCACCUCCAGCGACACUCUAGAAAGGGACAAGGUGGUUGCUGCACUCUACACUCUUGUGACACCCACAUUAAACCCAAUUGUGUAUAGUUUCCAAAACAAGGAGAUGUAG